AUGAGACAGAGGGAUAAACAAGAUGGGGCAGACGUGGUUGUGGGUAAAUUUCACUUAUUUGGCUUAUGUGUUGUUACAUUAUUUGAUCCUGGUUCUACACAUUCCUAUGUUUGCUCAUCAAUGGUUUUUCCUAAAAAUGUGAAAUCUGUGAGACUUGAUUAUGGUGUGCUUGUCCAAAGUCCUUUGGGUCAAAAGGUUAUUUGUAAUCAAAUCUAUCGGGGUUGUCCCUUUGUGAUUCAAAAUCUAGUCUUCCCUGUUGAUUUGAUUGGAAUGCCUUUCCAAAACUAUGAUGUCAUCAUCAGUAUGGAUUGGCUUCAUAGAUACCAUGCAGUAGUGGAUUGUAGGUCAAAACGUGUGACACUUAGAGUUCCUUCAUUUUCACACAUGAUUGUUCUAGGUGAAAGAUCAUUGACAUCUAAUAUUAUCUCUACAGUUGUGGCAAGAAAGAUG
Messenger RNA from Lycium ferocissimum, 450 nucleotides. RefSeq lists its product as uncharacterized. The record is from RefSeq and is a predicted model, not a curated record. The transcript has a single exon. The annotation marks the transcript as partial. Lineage: Eukaryota; Viridiplantae; Streptophyta; Magnoliopsida; Solanales; Solanaceae.